AUGCCGCCCAGCUACAACCACACGAUGAACGGUGUCAACCUGGCGAACUUUCGCCAAUUGACACAGAGCGGGAGGAACAAUGGCAAGAAUGGUGGCUACCGUGCACCAUAUGAGUGGACUCUUGAGAGUAUUGAGCAAAUGGGAGCUGGCGCUGCCGAGAACCGCAUGUCCUCAACGUUGCGUGAGGCGAGCACACAGUUGCAGGCUGUUACCAAUGCCACUGUGGCCAACGACAUCUCACACGUCAACAAGGCGCUGCAAACAAAGCUGAGCCAAACGGAGCAGCUUAAAAACAUGCUGGAGACGUGCCUAGCGGAAGUCAUUUCGGAGAUUGCGGAACUCCUCUCUACAAGAAAACGCCUGGAGGAGCGCGGCGGCAAGGUGGCCUCGAAGAUCGGCGUCAAUGCCAGCCGCUUACAGGUCCGCUCUGGUCGUCCCAACCGCGAGAUGACUAUGGACGAUGUGGAGAAGUCACUUUUGAAGCAGCAGGGCCUUUUGAGCUCUUUUGCAGAGCGGGUCAGUCGUGCAAUUGCUCAAGUGGACAAGGAGGUUGCGGCGCUGGAGUCGGUUCGAGCCAAGCUGGAGGCAGACUUGCGGGACAAGGCUGAGGCCCUCCGUGUGGACGAGGCGGUCUUGUCCAUCCCCACGGACCCCUCUGUGGAGAGCUCCAUCUCCCCGUCCUUCCGCCGCAGUCACACGGACGCCAUCCCCAAGACCCCGCACUCGUGGGUUCGUUCAACGGAGGACAACCUGCGUAACGCGCACCACUGGCUGGCCGACUCGGCAAGGUUGCGCAAGGCGAUUCUGCACGCCAUUGCCAACAGCCGCGCCAACGAGCACGACAUGUCUGCCCGUCUGAAUGAGAACAUGAUGGCCAAGGUCUCGGCCACCAGGAACCUCCGCGAAGACCUGCAGUCGCAGCUGGAGCGAGUGCGGGACGAGCAGACCCGGGCCAAGUCGCAGAGGGCGUCACUUUCCGCUGCGCUGGAGGCCAAGAGGGGUCCGCUGGCGCAGGCGCGCGAGCGUCUGGCGGUCCGCCGCGCUCGUCCAUCCCGUGAGACCGUGAAUGACGAGGUGGAGGCUGCUCUGGCCCGGGAAGUGGCUCACCUGGCUUCAAUCACCCAGCAGCUCAGCGACAAGAUUGCGGCCGUGGAUAAGGAGAUUGCCUCCCUGGACAUGGCGGCCGCUCAGCUGAAUGAGAACAUCCGGGACAAGGACGAGGCCCUGCGCAUCGACGAGCGGAUGGUGAUGCUAGACGGCCGCAUCAACCUGGCGCAGCGCCCGCCGAGCAGUGUCGCCAGCUUUGCGGUAUCGGAAAUGUCUGCACCCCGCACCCAAACUCUGUCGCGCAUUCGGGAGCUGGAGGCCUCUCUCACCAUGGCCCGCCGGGAGCGCGAGGGCAUGGAGUCGUCCAUCCGGCAACUCAAGGAGUCGAUUGGCGGCACGGGCAGGUUUUAA
Messenger RNA from Volvox carteri f. nagariensis, 1458 nucleotides. RefSeq lists its product as uncharacterized. The coding region runs from base 1 to 1458 and encodes 485 amino acids. Gene Ontology annotation, cellular component: microtubule cytoskeleton; nucleus. Lineage: Eukaryota; Viridiplantae; Chlorophyta; Chlorophyceae; Chlamydomonadales; Volvocaceae. Gene Ontology annotation, biological process: cilium assembly; cilium movement involved in cell motility. The record is from RefSeq and is a predicted model, not a curated record. The transcript is spliced from 11 exons.